Messenger RNA from Serinus canaria (Common canary), 1498 nucleotides. It is a transcript of the gene VAPA, whose product is annotated as VAMP associated protein A. Lineage: Eukaryota; Metazoa; Chordata; Aves; Passeriformes; Fringillidae. The transcript has 6 exons. Gene Ontology annotation, molecular function: FFAT motif binding. Gene Ontology annotation, cellular component: plasma membrane; endoplasmic reticulum membrane. Gene Ontology annotation, biological process: neuron projection development. Bases 93 to 842 code for a protein of 249 amino acids. The record is from RefSeq and is a predicted model, not a curated record.
CCCCCUCCGCCCCUCCUCCUUCUCCUCCGCCUUCUCCUCCGCCUCCUCCACCCUCCCCUUUGCCCCUCCUCCCGCCGGAGCGAGCGAGCGAGAUGGCGGCCGCUGGGGCUCUGGCGAAGCACGAGCAGAUCCUGGUGCUCGAUCCGCCCACCGACCUCAAAUUCAAAGGUCCCUUUACAGAUGUAGUAACUACAAAUCUUAAACUACGAAAUCCAUCAGAUAGAAAAGUAUGCUUCAAAGUGAAGACCACAGCACCUCGUCGAUACUGUGUGAGGCCAAACAGUGGAAUUAUUGACCCAGGAUCAUCUGUAAUUGUUUCAGUAAUGCUGCAACCUUUUGACUAUGACCCAAAUGAGAAGAGUAAACACAAGUUUAUGGUACAAACAACCUAUGCACCACCAAAUAUUACAGAUAUGGAGGCAGUGUGGAAAGAAGCAAAACCUGAUGAGUUGAUGGACUCCAAAUUGAGAUGUGUGUUUGAAAUGCCCAAUGAAAAUGAUAAACUGAAUGAUAUAGAUGCAAGCAAAUCUGCCCCAGUACUGAACACAUCUAAGCAGGAUGGACCGAUGCCAAAACCACAUAGUGUUUCACUUAAUGACACUGAAACAAGGAAGCUCGUGGAGGAGUGCAAAAGACUUCAGGCAGAGAUGAUGAAGCUGACAGAUGAAAAUCGGCACCUGAGAGAUGAAGGCUUGAGGCUCAGAAAGGUAGCGCACUCGGAUAAAUCUGGAUCACCCACAGCUUUGGCCCUCAGAGAUAAUGGCUCUAAUUCUCUUCCUUCACUUCUUGUUGUAAUUGCAGCCAUUUUCAUUGGAUUCUUUCUAGGGAAGUUCAUCUUGUAGAAAGAAUGAGUGAGAGAAGCAUGCAAAACUGCAGCUUCCUUUUUUUUUUGUUUUUGGUUUUUUGUUUUUGUUUUCUCUUGGCCAGAAAAAGGUUUGUUUACCUACCACAUCAUGGGUAGUAUGGCCCGAGCGGCCGUUCUUGUGUACAGCAUCAUAACAGGCUUUGCCUUUAAUGAUCUCGCACGGUUAGAAAACACAAUCUGAAAAGACAAACUGUUCAGCUGCUGGACAAAAUUGUACAUUCAGUCAUCAAUAGCAGGUAUCAGUUGCACAGUCAGUCCUUUAUGAAACUUCAUAAAUAAAGAAUUGUUCUUUCUUUCUGUGGUUUUAAUAAGAAUUCGAAAAUUGUUCAGAGUCUUGUAAAUGUUAUUUUAAUAAUCCUUUAAAAUUUUAUCUGUUGCUGUUACCUCUUGACAAAUGAUUUAUUAGAUUGCUAAUCCCACUCAUUCAGGAAUAUGACAAGAGGUAUUCUGGGGGAAAUGGUGCCUCUUACUGUGUAAAUUUUCUCCUUACCUUACUUUGCUAAUAUCAUGGCAGAAUUUCUUUCUUAUUCCUUGUGAGGCAUUGUUGAGAGUUCUUCAUCCUUAACAGUCCUGUCCCAUAAUAUUUAACAUGACAAAAGAAAUAAAAUUGUUAACAGAUUUUUCUGCUGGGUA